GAAGAUUCAGUCUCCACUAGUCCGAACGCUGAUCUUGACUUGUGCUUUAGGAUAUAUAUGUAAAUGUAUAUAUUUUGUCUUAUUUUUGUGACCAUAGUAAAUACCUGCCUUAAAGAAGAAGCAAAAUCAUUGGAAGAGGAUCAAAUGCAGAAAGAUUUAAUGCGAGAAGGAGUGCAGAAGGUAAAAAAAUACACCACCGCCACCAAAACGUUACCGAACUUACAACACCGUGCACUACUUGAUACCAGAAAGCAUUCGGGAAAGCAGAAUCCAGAAGACAACCUUGUGAUUUGGUUUUAAAAGUAAUAACAGUGAUCCCAGAUAUGCAAGUGUUGAUCGAUCCCCAAGAAAGAUAAACUGAUCCUAUAGCCUUUGCAACAAAAAGUCAGCGAGCAUGUGAAAACAGUCGUGGAUAAUAUGGGAAAGGAGUAAGAAAGAUAGGAAGGAAGAAAGAAGGAAAAAUAUAAAGAGGGAAAGCAAGCAAAAAAGAAGGAGGGAAAGGAAGACAGGGAAAGAGAGGGUACCGAAGGAAGGGAGAAAAAAAAAAAAAAAAAACGUGAACGUAUGGAAUGUAAGAACAAUAAGGACAAAUAUCAACCACUGAACAGCGUACGCGAGUGAAUGUCAAAAUCUCAAUAAGAACAAGAAUUACCCUGUGUUCUCCCCGCCGUAUUGGUGCAAGACACUUUGAUAACUUAAUUUGCAAAGGCAUUAAAGGAAAUUAACUGGCUGCUUUAACGGAUAAGUAAAUAGAUUUAUCUUGACAAUGUCUAUGAAUGUAGGAGACAGCACAGACCUCAUCAAUGGAGGUCUCAUCUGCAGAGGCGGCGGAAUCGCGGUGUUCUGGCGCUCCAGGACGGGCUUCGAGAGGAAGCUGCUGGCGGUGUUGGCGGUCCUGACGCUCGCCGUGAUCGGGCUGGUCGUGGCGGUUGCGGUCUUGGCCUCGGAAGAAGCCAAGUGCAAGUCCUCCCAAGCCGACGUCCUUACGACAGAAACAAGACUGACGGCAAAGUUUUCAUCUCUUGGAAGUAACGACGAACUUCCUGAAACCACCACUCCGUCAGUUAAGUCUGCCAUGGAAGAUGUGCGUUGGCGUAGAUCGUAACUGGUUGAAGAAUUUGAGUUGUUAUUGGUCAAGGUAAAGGUAUAACAGUCAUGUUGGGUGGAUAAUGAUGGUCAUGAAUGUAAUGCUUAUGAUGAGAUAAAAGGAUGAAGAUAACCGUGAUAAUAGUUAUAAGAAAAAAUAAUAGAUUUUGGUAAUGAUGUCAAUAAGAAGAGAGUUAAAGAUGCUAUGAUAUGAUUAUAAGAAAAUAUGUUACUAAUAACAAUAUUAAUGAUAAGGUAAUGAUAACUGUAGUCAUACUAAUAGUGAUGGUAAUAAUUACAAAAUUAUUAUACUUGACAGAUUGGUGAUGAUGGGCCGAAUUAUCUGAACCAAAAGUUACAAAGUCCGACUUUGUCUAACAUAUCAAAAUAAAUUUAUAAAUAAAUAGACAUGUCCAACAUGCUUGAAUGACCAACCUGCCAAAUGCAUCUUCGCUUCACCAAAACUAUGAUGAUAACAAUGGCGACAGAAUACUUUUAUUGUCACUGCUUUUGCAUUAUUUUCCGAUUUUACUUCUGCUGUUUCCACUAUCACGACUAAUGUAAUGACAGUGCCAACCUGUGCAAUAUUUCAUGUUUUUUUCUCAGUACAUUUUUUUUAAUGAUUAAGUAAUGACAGUAUUUAAAGAUAUUCGAAAGAAGAAACCAAGGAAAAAAAACGAAUAUUUGCAUUUAAUAUUUAUUCUUUAAUAUCUAAAUUCAUAUGCCACACGUAUAUAUUGGCUGUUGACAGAGUGGAAAAAACUUCUAUUAUUACUACUAUUAUUAUUGCCUUUAUCAUUAUGGAUAUUAUCAUCUUUGUUGUUAUUGUUACUUGUAGUAGUAGCUGUUGUGUUACUUUUAUUAUUAUUGUAAUUAUAAAAUCAUUAUUAUCACAUAAUCUAUCAUAGGGUUAUCAUACUUCUUCGCUAUUGUGAGAAAAAGUAUCUUUCAAUCUUUAUUAUGUAACAGAUGCUGCGGUCUAUUUUUUUGUGAACAACCAAUGAUAUUAAUUUUCUGUUAAACAAAUAAAUAAAUAAAAUGGAAAUUCAAAUCUAAACAUAA
Messenger RNA from Penaeus vannamei (Pacific white shrimp), 2148 nucleotides. RefSeq lists its product as uncharacterized. Lineage: Eukaryota; Metazoa; Arthropoda; Malacostraca; Decapoda; Penaeidae. The record is from RefSeq and is a predicted model, not a curated record.